Messenger RNA from Caenorhabditis sp. 36 PRJEB53466, 1474 nucleotides. The record is from the annotation of a GenBank genome assembly. NCBI's taxonomy places the organism in Eukaryota, Metazoa, Nematoda, Chromadorea, Rhabditida, Rhabditidae.
AUGGCUGACUCGUGAGUUGCUCCGAGAGAAGAGCUCAAUCGGAAAUGCGCAUUACAGUCAAGAAAAGAAGGUCAAGAAGCAUCACCAUCAUCACAAUAAUCACAAUAAAUCAGUCAUUCCGCCGAAAAAGUCAAAGGGGCCGAAGAAGAAGAAGCACGGAAGAUCGACCACCAAACUGAGUAUGUCGACGUCGAAAGGGAGUGUGAAUGUGGCGGAGUCGAGGAUGAAAGUGAAGAAGGAAGAGUCCUACGAUACGCUUCCCCUCGUGCCUACCAUUGCUGCCUCCGACACGGCCGUCAACUUUUGGAGCGAGCAGCCAUCGACGCCGACGAAGGCGCCGAAGGGAACGGGGGACGGGAUGAGCAUGCCGACCGUUGGAGUCUCGGCUCCUCAUACCCCUCUCCCUCCGAUCACCGUGCCAGUUCCUGUCUCUCCUCCACCUCCGCCGCCGCCCCCGCAGAAGUGGAAGGCGGAGGAAGUGGCGAUGAGAUAUAUGGAGAAGCUUGGUAAGGGAAUCGGAAAAAAAACUCAAAGAUCAUAAUAUAUGUUUAGAUGCGGCGAUGGCCCGUCUCGAGUACGUCGAGGUGGUUUCGUCGACGCAGGUGAAUAUCGAGAGGGACUGUCAGAUCUGGAAGAAGAAUCUGCAGAAGAACCAGAAUGACGCCUACCCGAUCAUGGACGCAACACUCGUCAAGAUCCCGAAUCAGCCGGACGACUACGUGAAUCUCUCCGCCAUCACGGUCCCCCACUGUCAAUAUCCGAUUCUGAUGGGUCAAAUACCGAAGAAGGGGUGCGAGGAAGAGUUCUGGAAGGCGACAUUCUACGAGGGAGUCGUCAUGAUGUACGUGCUGAUCGGCAAGGACGACGAGAGUUGCGAGUUCUUCCCGACCACCAAUGGAGCCUACUGCUACUACGGAUGUAUGUUCAUCAACAUCCGAAAGGUUCCGACCCAUCGAGUCCCCUUCAUAAUUCUUGUGUUCAGGUCGAGAAGAUGGACGAGGAACGUACCCGGUACACGAUCGAAGUGCUUCCGAACGGGCUCUCCAACUCGGUCAUGACGAAUGUGUACGUGCACACCGGCUGGGAGCCGCACGGCGUGCCCGUCAAGUACGCCAACACGACUCGCUCCGUCGUCGACGUCAUGAACUUUUUGAAGACGUCGAAUGGGACCGACAAACUGAUGAUCGUCUCGAGGAACGGAGUGGGAAGGGCCGGCUUCUUCGUCUCGUUGGGAGCCGCCUUCUGCUGUCUGAACGACCAAUCGGAGCCGCGCAUCGGCGAGAUUGUGAAGGCGAUUCGGCUACAGAGACCGAAUGCGGUGGACAGCAUGAAGCAGUACGCGUCCCUUUACCUCUGUCUUCUCUACUACAUCAAGAAGAAGAGCACGAUCCCGGACGGAAUGAAGCAGAAGGUUGAAGACGUGACGAAGGCGUUCGAGGCACUCAUCAGAGAGGAUCUUUCGAUCAUGUACUGA